Esox lucius (northern pike) is the source of this 828-nucleotide messenger RNA. It is a transcript of the gene mespbb, whose product is annotated as mesoderm posterior bb. Gene Ontology annotation, cellular component: nucleus. Gene Ontology annotation, molecular function: protein dimerization activity; DNA-binding transcription factor activity, RNA polymerase II-specific; RNA polymerase II cis-regulatory region sequence-specific DNA binding. The record is from RefSeq and is a predicted model, not a curated record. Gene Ontology annotation, biological process: regulation of transcription by RNA polymerase II; mesoderm formation. Bases 1 to 828 code for a protein of 275 amino acids. Lineage: Eukaryota; Metazoa; Chordata; Actinopteri; Esociformes; Esocidae. The transcript has a single exon.
AUGGACAUUUCAUCUCCUCUAUUUAACAGCUACGGCAUCGGUGAACAGUACCACUGGAGUUAUCCCAGUUCAGACUCUGAGUUCUAUAACGUCUCCUCCCCGGAGACCUGCAUCCUCUCCCCGUCCACCUGCAGGGACUUCUCCCCGUCCUCUCUGCCUCAGGGGACUGGUUCAGGACCCCACAGAGCCUUGCACUCCGGUGGAGCUAAGGCGUCCUCUUCCCUGUCCUCCAGUGACGAAGGAGGACUAUCUGGAGAGAGGACUAGGAAGAGCCGCUCCAAGAACCCCAGCAAGCAGAGGCAGAGUGCCAGCGAGAAGGAGAAGCUGAGGAUGAGAGACCUGACCAAAGCCCUCCAUCACCUCAGGACCUACCUGCCUCCCUCUGUGGCUCCGGCCGGACAGACUCUGACCAAGAUCGAGACCCUGCGCCUCACCAUCGGCUACAUCUCCCAUCUUUCGGCCCAGCUGGGGCUCGGUGGAGAGUCUGUGUUUCGGAGGAACGGGCUGAACCUGAACUCCUCCGGACACCAAGUGUCACCGCAGCAAGAAUCCGCGGGGCAGUGCCAGUUUAACGCCUCCUUCUCAGGGUACUGCUGGGGAGAGGAGGCUCAGCUAGGGAGACAUUCAAAUGAGCAACAGACUACCCACACGGUUCCGUCCACGUACCCACUCCUCAAGACAACCAGGGCGGAUACGCAGCCAAGGGAAACGGACGCGUGUGCAUACGACGACGCCUUCAACUCAAGUAUGGAUUCUCUGUCGGAGUCGCCAGGCUACAUAGAGACAACACAGUCUCAUCAGGUGUGUUUCCUAUUUUGUCUUUCGUAG